AUGAAACAAUAUAUUGAAAAAUAUAAAAAAAAGGGAUAAUUUGAAUUGUUAUAAUUAAAAACUUUAGAUUAUCUGGAAUCAAUAUUCAAGUAGUUCAUUUAGCAAUAUAAAGAAACUGUAGCAGAAUAUAUAACUGAACCAUCUAAAUUUUCACAUUAUUUAGUAUUACAAUAAUUUAUAAAUUUAGUCUUAAUUAUCUUGUUUGGGAGAUAUAGAAUACAAUAACGAAGAUUUAGAAAGCUAAAUUAAUUCUAUAAGUGUAUAAUUAUAUAUGAUUUGGUAUGUCUAUAUAGAUGUCAUUUCAAAAGUUUGCACAAAAAUGAUGAGGAAAUUAAAAUUAAAAUAUAUUUGUGAACUUCAAGCCUUAUAUGAAGAUUUUGUAAUAAAAUUAAAUAAUUGGAAUCAAUUUGAUAAAGCAUAGAAAAAUUAUAAUUUUAUAAAUUCAUUGCGAUAAUUAGAUUAAAGAAAUUUGCCAAUUUUGCCAAUCACUUGUACAGAGUUAUUAGAUAAUCUUCCAAUAUUGAUAAAAUACUCAUAAAAUGAAUAGAAACAAUAACAAAUGAACUAAAAAAAGGAUAGUAAACAUUUAAUUGUUUUUGUACAUGGAUAUAAGGGUUCUCCAUUUGAUAUGAGAAGGUGGAGAAAUAUAAUAAAAACAUAUUAUCCAAAAUGUUUUACUUUAUUGUCAAGUUGUAAUUAGAGAUAAGGUGAAGAUUCAAUAAGAGUAAUGGGACAUAAAUUAAGUAUAGAAAUAUAAGCAUAAAUUUAAUUGAUGGAUGGGAUUGAUGAAUUAUCAUUUAUAUGCCAUUCUUUAGGAGGAGUAGUUGCAAGAUCAGCUCUUUGUAGUUUAAGUAUGCAUUAAACUAAGAUGAGAUUUUAUGUAAGUCUUGGAUCACCUCACAUAGGAUUAUUUGUAAAAUAAAAAAGUUUAGUAAAAACUGGAUUAUGGUUUAUGACAACUUUUUCAUCUAGUUAGAGUAUGGCUGAAUUAUAAUUGUAAGAUGCAUCAAUUCCAUAAAACUCAUAUCUUUAUUAAUUAUCAAAAAUCUAAUGUUUAGAAUGGUUCUAAAAAGUUAUAUUAGUUAGUUCUUUAUAAGAUGAUUUUGUACCAUUCGAAAUAGCAAGACUUGAAAAAUCAAAUAGAGUUCCUUAAGAUAAAUAAUAAAUCUAUAAAAAUAUGCUUGAAAAUAUUAAAUUACCAGAAUGUACAAGAAUUGAAGUUAAUUUUGCAUUUACACAGAAUGACAAGAAUUGGGAUAAUUUUAUUGGAAGAACUGCUCAUAUGAAUUUAGUUGAGAAUACAACUAUGAUAAGGAUGAUUGUUACUUAAAGCAAAUUAUUUGAUUAAUGA
This is a messenger RNA of Paramecium sonneborni, 1351 nucleotides long. The record is from the annotation of a GenBank genome assembly. NCBI's taxonomy places the organism in Eukaryota, Ciliophora, Oligohymenophorea, Peniculida, Parameciidae.